AUGACUUCCAGCACACUGGAAGUGACGUCAAUACGUCAGCAGCAACAGACGCCUAAGCAUCAGUGCACGCGAGAUGAACUUGGCUGCCCGCUGGACCAGAAGCCAAGCCUGGCAACAUCCAUCAUCGCUGGAGUGGUGGGUGCUGCUCUCGGCCUGGUCCUCUUUUUCCUCAUCAUCAUCUGCAUCAAUCGGCGGAAGCAGCAGGAGCGGAAGCACACCAUGCGGCGUCUCCUCCAGGAGACGGAGCUGGUGGAGCCCUUGACCCCCAGCGGAGCCCUGCCUAACCAGGCUCAAAUGCGCAUUCUCAAGGAGACAGAGUUGAAAAAAGUCAAGGUUUUGGGGUCCGGCGCUUUUGGGACAGUUUACAAGGGUGUUUGGAUUCCAGACGGCGAGAACGUGAAGAUCCCAGUAGCCAUUAAAGUCUUGCGGGAAAAUACUUCACCCAAAGCCAACAAGGAGAUUUUGGAUGAAGCAUACGUCAUGGCUGGCGUGGGCAGCCCGUACGUCUCACGGCUGCUGGGCAUCUGCCUCACUUCCACAGUGCAGCUGGUCACACAGCUGAUGCCAUAUGGCUGUCUGCUGGAUUAUGUCAGGGAAAACAAAGACCGCAUUGGGUCCCAGGACCUUCUGAACUGGUGUGUGCAGAUAGCAAAGGGAAUGAGCUACCUGGAGGAUGUUCGUCUGGUCCAUCGGGACUUAGCCGCUCGAAAUGUCCUGGUGAAGAGCCCAAAUCAUGUCAAGAUCACAGAUUUUGGCUUGGCCCGGCUACUGGACAUAGAUGAGACGGAAUAUCAUGCCGACGGAGGGAAGGUGCCUAUCAAGUGGAUGGCGCUGGAAUCCAUCUUGCGCAGACGGUUCACCCACCAAAGCGAUGUGUGGAGCUAUGGUGUCACCGUGUGGGAGCUGAUGACCUUUGGCGCCAAACCGUAUGAUGGUAUCCCAGCCCGAGAGAUCCCUGAUCUACUGGAGAAAGGAGAGCGGUUGCCCCAGCCCCCUAUCUGCACCAUUGAUGUCUACAUGAUCAUGGUGAAAUGUUGGAUGAUUGACUCGGAAUGCCGGCCCAAGUUCCGUGAGCUGGUUACAGAGUUUUCACGGAUGGCCAGAGACCCGCAGCGCUUUGUGGUCAUCCAGAAUGACGAUGUAACGGGCCUAGCAAGUCCCAUCGACAGCACUUUCUACCGCACUUUGCUGGAGGAGGAAGACAUGCAAGAUUUGGUGGAUGCUGAAGAGUAUCUGGUCCCCCACCAGGGCUUCUUCAGUGCCGAGAUGCCAUCUGACUACCGGUCCAGGAUCCCCUCCACCAGAGUAAGCACAAGGCUGAGAUGCUCAGGUGCGACAGAAACUCCAACGCGCACAGAGGAGGCAGAGGGGGAGGCAUCGGCCCAGUAUCCCUAUCUGGGCCCGGAUCUCCCCGAACACUUAGAACCCAACCUCCUCCACUCCCUGGAGGAUGACUACACAGGCAGGAAGCUGCUGCGGAUGCUGCCGCCAGAGCCUGGCACUCUCCAGCGCUACAGCGAAGACCCUACCAGUGCUCUGAUGGACGAAAACGAGAGUCUGGAAGCCAAAAACUACUGUUCACCUGCACCCUGUGGAGUUGUUCCAGAAUACGUGAACCAGCCGGAGAACAGCCUCUCGGCCAGCCCAAGCUUGCGAACGCCGGGGUCCACGCUGGAAAAGCCAAAGGGCCACUUGGGCAAGAACGGCCUCGUCAAGGAACCAAAGAGUGCCUUCCCCAGCAGCUUCCCCAACGUGGUGGAGAACCCGGAGUAUCUGACGCCGCGCAACAUCCCCGUGGCUGGCUCGUUGCCGCAGGCGUUUGACAACCUCUACUAUUGGAACCAGGAGACCCCCAAGAUGCACCCAGCGGAAUUAUUUCCCGCCUCUGCUGCUCCUGCCGCUACUAACAGCUUUGCCACGACCCCGACCGCGGAGAACCUGGAGUACCUUGGACUGGCAGAAUCAGUCCCUCAUUCCAAGGACUUGCCGGCCUAA
Messenger RNA from Euleptes europaea (tarantolino), 1995 nucleotides. Its product is annotated as receptor tyrosine-protein kinase erbB-2-like. Gene Ontology annotation, cellular component: basal plasma membrane; signaling receptor complex. The transcript has 13 exons. The coding region runs from base 1 to 1995 and encodes 664 amino acids. Gene Ontology annotation, biological process: positive regulation of MAPK cascade; cell surface receptor protein tyrosine kinase signaling pathway; positive regulation of kinase activity. The record is from RefSeq and is a predicted model, not a curated record. Lineage: Eukaryota; Metazoa; Chordata; Lepidosauria; Squamata; Sphaerodactylidae. Gene Ontology annotation, molecular function: ATP binding; transmembrane receptor protein tyrosine kinase activity.